Messenger RNA from Caenorhabditis angaria, 1284 nucleotides. NCBI's taxonomy places the organism in Eukaryota, Metazoa, Nematoda, Chromadorea, Rhabditida, Rhabditidae. The record is from the annotation of a GenBank genome assembly.
AUGGAUACUAAAACUGUGAGUUUUUUAAAGAAUAUCUUGGUUUAGUAAGGAAAUAAUGGGUUUCUACAGUACUAAAAAUCUUCCUAUUUGUGAUUUACACACAUUUCUUAUCUUCAUGAAGAUUUCUGAAAAUCUUUUCACGUUUUAAAAAAUCCUGUUUUUCCUGAAAACCCUCCGAUCCUAAAUGUUUUUCAUUUCAAUAAGUUUUUUUCAGGAAUACGCUAAAACUCAAGAAGAUAAGCAUCGCCGCAAAAUCAUCUUACCAAACAAUAUUUCUUGGGAAUAUGGAACAAAUAAAUAUGCAACACAAAAAGGAGAUCGACAUUUUGGAACUAUUCGAAAUACACGUUAGUUUUCUCUGUGAUAAAAUUUGAAUUAUUGAUUUUUUUUCAGAACUCGAAAUAAAAUCAAGUAAACAAUUAUCUGAAAGUAAUGAUGGUGCAGUUCCACACAUCACAUGUCCACCGUUACAUUUUCCGUGUGCAUCGCAGUCGAAAACUUCUGGAUUUGGAAGUAUUCGAGAGCAAGUUACAAAGGUUACCGAUACUGUGAGUAAUUAUUAGCCUACAAGGUUUUUUUAAAAAUAAUUUCUGAAUAGUCUUUGAAUCUAGUUUUUUGUCCCAACCCCACCAAAAGUAUAAUUUUUUCAGAAUGGAGAUGAAAAAGUGUUGAUCAGCAAAAUCGUUGAUGAUAAAAUGACAGAAACAGUUUUGAAAAAAUGGAAUCAACCAAACCACAAUGCCAAGAAUUCUGAUAUCGGUAACCCAAAUCACAUAUUCCAAAAAUAAUGUACCAAGUUCCAUUCCAGGAAAACGUAGAGAUGCGCUAACUGAAACAAUUGGUGGUAAAAGGAUGGAUCACAAAGAGCAUUUGAAAUGUAUGGCAGCGAUUCCGAGAUUCCAAGACCCACGGAAUUCAAUGGCAGCGCUUGGAAUGACUCCUGGACAAAAUUAUCAACCAGGUUGUCAGAAAAAUCGACAAGCGACGACAUUAAUUGAAGGUUUGAAUUGGACAACAUCUGAUCAAUUGGAUAGUAAUAAAUAUAUGGCUUGGUUGGGUGGACAGCUUACACUUCAAUCACAAUCAAAAACUGGAGGAUUUAUGAAGACAAGAGAUGUUGUUUCUCAAGAUUAUUAUGGAAAAAUUGAUCAUUUGGAGAAUGCGAAGGAACUUCGAGAGAAACUUGAGAAAGUUAGACUUGAGAAAAAACAAGAAGAGGAAGAAGAUGAAGAUAAAAUUGAAGAGGAAGAGGAAGAUAUAAAUAAUAUAAUAGUUUAUUCAUAA